GACCUACGCGUCGGACUCCAUCCGCCGUCGCAUCAACUUCUUCACGUUGGGCAUCAACAGCAAAAGGCUCAAGUAUCAGUCCUAUUGCAUCCUUUCGACACGGGUGGGAGGCAUGGACAAUCAACAUUUUCUGGAUUGGCUCCGUGCUGCCCGCCGCGACCGCGACGGCGGCAGCAGCGCCCGCAAGCGCCCGCGACCCAGCGACAGUGCAGACAUCAUCGAUCCGCCGACUCCUGCAACGAUGGAAACCAUCCCCGACAAGCGCCGCAGGAUCGGCCCUUCGGCCUCCCAUGGCGGCGCCGGAGAGGACCGAACCCCGCGCCCCCGAAGGCCAUUCUCAAGAGCGGCCUUAUCGCCGAAGCGGUCCGCAUCUUUUGUCGAUGAAUCGUCGAUCCGCAGCCACGCCCGCAGCCACGCCAGCAGCAGCAUCAUGAGCGAGCCGAGCAGCAACGCAUCUGCUCGAAAAAUACGGAGACACGUACAGUUGGGGCCGGAUCCGGUGAAGUUUAUGCCGUUUGCCGAGGCCGGAGACAACAUCCCCAGGGCGCUAAAGGAACUGCUGCUCGACUUCAACAAGGUCGAAGCCGGCGCCGUGCCCAUCAUAUCGCACUCGAGGCGGGACGAGAUCCGCCGUUCGGAGGCGAGGGUGGGCGUAUUUGAGAACGCCUUCUUGUCCGAAGGCGCCGGGCAGGGCGAGGUCGAGUCGCCCCCCCUGGAGGAUGUCCUCAGGAUCAUGCGGAUGGCGAACGAGUGCGCUGCCUUGCGUUGCGACGAGCAUGCCUGGAACUGUGGCGUACACUUUCCGCUGUUGAGGCUGGCAAUUCCCGAAAACAGUCUGCUCAAAAUCGUUCCAUGCACAUCUGCACGUGUUUCAAACAAGCAGUUCCUCCCCGCGAGCGUGCCCAAUGACAAAAUGGUCGAUUUCUGCCUCGCCAUUGAUCCUUACUGGCCAUUAGAGACGGAAGACUCAACACCUGCCUCGGUGGCCGUCGACGAAGUCAGGCUUUCCCUGUCUAGCUACUCCAUCAGCCACACGGACUACGCGCCCCUGGCUCAAUACCCCAUCGCUUUAAGCAUCGCGGCCAAGCACCAGAACGGGAGUGGCGCAGAGGCGGAAGCCCAGCUCGGCGUCUGGCAGACGGCGCAGUGGAAAAUGCUCGAGGCCAUGGUUUAUUCAGGGCUUGCGCCCCAGGGAAGUGAUGCUGGCGAUAUUGUCGGGCUUGCUGCCAACCCUAGCCCCGGCGCUUGCCUCGAGGAGCUGGGCUUUUUGCCGGGUAUUUACAUUGUCGGCCACCGUUGGACGUUUGCGGCCACCACCAGGGACCCAGAAUCUGGCCGCACCACGCUUUGGACAGGUAAAGAUUUCGGCAGCACGUCUGACGCGUUGGGCAUUUACCGCAUCAUCUGGUGCCUCCGUCGCAUCCAGAAGUUCCUGACAGAAGUUUACUGGCCAUGGUAUCAGAAGUACGUGCUUGAUAUGGAAAUGUCGGAUGGCUAAAAAAGCAACGCGCUUUCAUCCAAAAAGGAGAGGGAGGAAAGGAGAGGAAGGAAAGGGGAGGAAGGAAAGGAGAAAGAAGAAGGGGAGG
Molecule: messenger RNA, 1586 nt
Organism: Gaeumannomyces tritici R3-111a-1
Lineage: Eukaryota; Fungi; Ascomycota; Sordariomycetes; Magnaporthales; Magnaporthaceae
Exons: 2
Coding region: 113-1498 (461 amino acids)
Source: RefSeq, a predicted model, not a curated record